Tetrahymena thermophila SB210 is the source of this 735-nucleotide messenger RNA. RefSeq names its product kinase domain protein. NCBI's taxonomy places the organism in Eukaryota, Ciliophora, Oligohymenophorea, Hymenostomatida, Tetrahymenidae. Gene Ontology annotation, biological process: activation of GTPase activity; nucleocytoplasmic transport. Gene Ontology annotation, cellular component: nucleus; perinuclear region of cytoplasm; cytosol. Gene Ontology annotation, molecular function: GTPase activator activity; small GTPase binding. The record is from RefSeq and is a predicted model, not a curated record. The transcript has 9 exons.
AUGGGAAACAAUUAUCAUAAAUCUACUUAUUAACAUACAUUAAAAAUGUACCAUAGAAAUCCGCAUAAGCUUGUCAUCAAUUUAGAGGAAUCAAAUGAAGUAGGUAUCGAAGGAGCUAGGGGAUUAGCUGAUGCUUUAUAAAACUGUUAGUAACUAGUAGAAUUGUCAAUUACUAUAUAUUCAUCUAAUAAAAUAGGGUAAUAAGGAGCAUGUUAUAUAGGAUAAAGUUUGGGAUGCUGCAAAAAUUUAAAAAUCAUGAAAUUAACAAUUGGAUCAUAUAAUAGUAUAGGUUCUGAAGGAUUGAAGUAGAUAUCUUAAGGAAUCAAAGAUUGCCCUGACUUAAAUAGUGUUUAUCUUUAUAUUGGAUAGUUUAAUAAUCUAAAUGCAGAAGGAUUUACAAACUUAUUUAAGAACUUGCAGCAAUGUGAGAAACUCCAUAAAUUAUUUGUUUAAAUAAAUUCUGGAAAUAAUGUUGGUAAUGAUGGAGCCCUACAAAUAGCUUAAUCACUUUAAAACUGCUUAAAACUGGAGUCUCUUUCAUUGACGAUUGGAUGCCAAAAUAAUUUAUCAGUGAAUAGUAUAAGAUAAAUCAUAUAAAAAAUAAGUAAGAAUUCAUAAAUUAAAUAUUUGUAUUUAGAUAUCGAAGGAUCUAAAUAGAUUGCUCUAUCAUUUUUGUAGCAUUUUCUCCAUAAAAUGAAAAGGCUUGCUUAUUAUAAAAUAAUUAGUAAGUAAUGA